Prorocentrum cordatum is the source of this 462-nucleotide messenger RNA. NCBI's taxonomy places the organism in Eukaryota, Dinophyceae, Prorocentrales, Prorocentraceae. The record is from the annotation of a GenBank genome assembly.
AGUCGCUCCGGCUCAAGCCACGCACGGAUCGCGCAGCGGCGGCACGCGGCGACCACCUCCCCGCGAGCGUUGCUUUGCCCUCGCCCAGCACCGCAGACAUGCCGAAGCAGAUCACCGAGAUCCGGUCCUUCCUGCAGAUCGCCCGCCGCAAGGACGCGCGGUCCGUGAAGAUCAAGAAGAACGGCGUCGAGACCAAGUUCAAGGUCCGGUGCUCCAAGUACCUGUACACCCUCAUCAUGAGCGACAAGGGCAAGGCGGAGAAGCUCAAGCAGUCGCUGCCGCCCUCCCUGCAGAAGAAGGACAUCUGAGCGGGCUCUGGGUAGCGGGCGCGGGCGGCGAGCGUCGUGGGAGUCCGCUGGCCGGGCGCUGGUGACCCCCAGCGUGGCCUGGCUGUGAGACGGAGAGGCGCGAGCGAAAGGCUGUCUGCGAUGCUUCGACCCGCGGUGCAGUGCUGUACUCGUC